CCCAAAUUCCCUUCUCUUCCCUUCCCCCAUUGUUUCUGACUCAAAUCCCUGCUUCAUCAUCACCUCCCACAAUUAAACCCCAAUCACAAUCAAAACCAAAACCCUAAUCCCAUUCUUCAUCUCAUACACAAAACCCCCAUUCCAAUGGCCACCCCCACCCUCCUAGGCCCACCUGAACUCUCCAACCACAAACCCACUCCACCCCAAACAUCCACACCAAGCAACCCCUUCAUAGACCAAAUGGUCUCAAAAUUCAACACCAUCUCAACCCAACCACCCCCAAACAUGACCCUCACAGAGAACGACUCCCCCACAUUCUUAACCACCGGAAACCCAUCUCUCGACUUCUUCUUCCACGUCGUUCCCGACACCCCACCAGAGACCCUCCUCCAAAGGCUCCACCUUUCGUGGGCCCACAACCCCCUCACCGCCCUCAAACUCGUCUGCAACCUCCGCGGCGUCCGCGGCACCGGCAAAUCCGACCGCCGCAACUUCUACCCCGCUGCCAUCUGGCUCCACCACCACCACCCCAAAACGCUCGCCGCCAACCUCCCCUCCCUCGCCGACUUCGGCUACUUCAAGGACCUCCCCGAGAUCCUCUACCUCCUUCUAGAAGGCUCCGACGCCCGCACGAUCCAGAAACAAGAGUGGCAGAAACGAAAAAGAGGGUCCCACAAGAAAAACCCGGAGAAAUCCCAGAAGAAGAAGAAGAAACAAAGUGGGGAAGACCGCGAUACCCAGAAGGAUCAAAAGCCGAAAAGCGAGUCUUUGGGCCAAAGGGUCAACGUCGAGAAGGAGAUCGCGCAUGUCGCUCGAGGAGAGAAAAAAAUUGCCCUGGCGAAAAAGCUCGUUGAUCGCUACACCCACGACCCGGAUUUUCGUUUCCUUCACGAUCGCGUCUCCGAGCAUUUCGCCGAGUGCCUGAGGAAGGAUCUCGAGUUUUUGAAAUCCGGGUCGGCCACAAAAAUCAGUCUUGCCGCGAAAUGGUGUCCCUCUGUGGACUCCUCUUUCGACCGUCACACGUUGUUGUGCGAGGCUAUCGCCAAGAGGGUUUUCCCUCGCGAGGCCUAUAAGGAGUACGAGGAUGUCGAGGAGGGUCAUUAUGCUUACAGGGUUCGCGAUCGGUUGAGGAAGGAGGUGUUGGUGCCUUUGAGGAAGGUGUUGGAGUUGCCAGAGGUUUUCAUCGGUGCCAACCGUUGGGAUUUGAUCCCCUACAACAGGGUUGCAUCGGUGGCGAUGAAGUUGUACAAGGAGAAGUUUCUGAAGCACGAUAAGGAGAGGUUUGAGGCGUACUUGGAGGAUGUGAAGUCAGGGAAGAGCACCAUCGCUGCUGGUGCAUUGCUCCCCCAUGAGAUCAUAGCAUCGUUGAGCGAUGCCGGGGGUGACGUGGCGGAUUUGCAAUGGAAGAGGAUGGUGGAUGAUUUGUUGAAGAGAGGGAAGAUGAGGAAUUGUUUGGCUGUGUGUGAUGUGUCAGGGAGCAUGAGUGGGAUCCCCAUGGAGGUGUCAGUGGCAUUGGGGCUAUUGGUGUCUGAGUUGAGUGAGGAGCCUUGGAAGGGUAAGGUUGUGACAUUCAGUGCUGACCCUAAGCUUCAUUUUGUUGAAGGAGAGGAUCUGAAGGCCAAGACUGAGUUUGUGAGGAACAUGGAGUGGGGGAUGGACACUAAUUUUCAGAAGGUGUUUGAUCUGAUGUUGGAGGUGGCUGUGAGAGGGAAUCUGAGGCCAGAGGAUAUGGUGAAGAGGGUGUUUGUUUUCAGUGACAUGGAGUUCAAUGAGGCUUCUGCUAACCCUUGGGAGACAGAUUACGAAGCAAUCACUAGGAAGUUUGGGGAGAGAGGGUUUGGGGGUGCAGUGCCUCAGAUAGUGUUUUGGAAUCUGAGGGACUCUAAGGCCACACCAGUGCCAGCCUCUCAGAAAGGAGUGGCUUUGCUUAGUGGCUUCUCUAAGAAUUUGCUCACCUUGUUCUUGGACAAUGAUGGGGACCUUAGCCCUUUAGAGGCCAUGGAAGCAGCCAUUUCUGGCCCCGAAUAUCAGAAGCUGCGUGUGCUGGAUUGAUUAAUUAACUACUGUAGAGAGUUUUUUUUUAUUAUGUUUCACAAUAAUUAUAGAAAUAAAAAUACAGCAAUUUUGGUUCA
Cajanus cajan (pigeon pea) is the source of this 2132-nucleotide messenger RNA. RefSeq lists its product as uncharacterized. The record is from RefSeq and is a predicted model, not a curated record. Lineage: Eukaryota; Viridiplantae; Streptophyta; Magnoliopsida; Fabales; Fabaceae.